AUGUCGGGUUGGUCAAAGGUGCGGUUUCAAAUAACUCUUACUUCUGACCCAAACUUGCCGUUCAAGAUGUAUGUCCUCGAUGUGCCUGACUCGACGCCAUUUACUGCAGUGCUAAAAUUUGUCGCUGAAGAGUUCAAAGUGCCGCCGGCAACCAGCGCCAUAAUCACUGAUGACGGAAUAGGAAUCAACCCCAAUCAAAAUGCCGGUGAAGUUUUCUUGAAGCACGGUGGUAAUCUGAGGCUUAUUCCUCGAGACCGCGUGGGACACUCGUAG
Hydatigera taeniaeformis is the source of this 273-nucleotide messenger RNA. The record is from the annotation of a GenBank genome assembly. NCBI's taxonomy places the organism in Eukaryota, Metazoa, Platyhelminthes, Cestoda, Cyclophyllidea, Taeniidae.